AUGUCCCACGGAGCCAAACAGCAAUCUGCUGCCCUCCUAAACACCUCCGGGAAGACCCAGCAUGGAAGCUUCCUGGUGGCUGUUAAACAAGAGAAAGGGGAGGCCCCGCGACCUGUUGGCGAGAAGCCCCAUGGUGAAGAAGAGCCAGUGAAGAAGCGGGGCUGGCCGAAGGGCAAGAAGAGGAAGAAGAUUCUCCCCAACGGGCCCAAGGCCCCAGUGACGGGCUAUGUCCGCUUCCUAAAUGAACGUCGGGAGCAAAUCCGCAUGCAGCACCCGGAUUUGCCCUUUCCAGAGAUCACAAAGAUGCUUGGGGCUGAGUGGAGCAAACUGCAACCCACGGAGAAGCAGAGAUACCUGGAUGAGGCAGAGCGGGAGAAGCAGCAGUACAUAAAAGAGCUGAGGGAAUACCAGCAGUCCGAGGCUUACAAGAUGUGUGCAGAGAAGAUGCAGGAGAAGAAGAUCAAGAAAGAGGAUGCAGGACCAGGAGCUGUCAAUACCCUGCUGAAUGGGUACAAGGUUGGAGAGUGUGGCAGCGACGGCUUCUCGACGUUUGACACCCCCAUAUUCACAGAGGAAUUCCUGGACCAGAAUAAAGCUCGGGAAGCGGAGCUGCGGCGCCUGCGGAAGAUGAACACCGAGUUCGAGGAGCAGAACGCCAUUUUGCAGAAGCACACCGAGAGCAUGUGCUGCGCCAAGGAGCGGCUGGAGCAAGAGCUGGCCACGGAGGAGAGGCAGACGAUGGCCCUGCAGCAGCAGCUCCAGGCCGUGCGUCAGGCUCUGACGGCCAGCUUUGCCAGCCUGCCCGUCCCAGGCACAGGAGAGACCCCCACACUGGGCACUCUGGAUUUCUACAUGGCUAAGCUGCACAGUGCCAUCGAGAGCAACCCAGUCCAACACGAGAGGCUGGUGGUCCGAGUGAAAGAGAUCCUGUCCCAUAUUGCCAGGUGA
This is a messenger RNA of Euleptes europaea (tarantolino), 948 nucleotides long. It is a transcript of the gene HMG20B, whose product is annotated as high mobility group 20B. Gene Ontology annotation, biological process: regulation of gene expression. The record is from RefSeq and is a predicted model, not a curated record. Gene Ontology annotation, cellular component: nucleus. The transcript has 8 exons. Bases 1 to 948 code for a protein of 315 amino acids. NCBI's taxonomy places the organism in Eukaryota, Metazoa, Chordata, Lepidosauria, Squamata, Sphaerodactylidae.